This is a messenger RNA of Halichondria panicea, 3672 nucleotides long. RefSeq names its product FYVE, RhoGEF and PH domain-containing protein 4-like. Gene Ontology annotation, molecular function: metal ion binding; guanyl-nucleotide exchange factor activity. The record is from RefSeq and is a predicted model, not a curated record. Lineage: Eukaryota; Metazoa; Porifera; Demospongiae; Suberitida; Halichondriidae. The transcript has 19 exons. The coding region runs from base 171 to 3560 and encodes 1129 amino acids. Gene Ontology annotation, cellular component: cytoplasm.
UAGUCUAGUCAAAGUUCAGAGUACUGCAACUGAUAAUGAAAGAAUAGCUAAGCUAGGUACGUAUAGGCCUUAGGAGACAGAGCUCUAGCUAACCAACCAACCAGCCCAGCCACCAAUAGUAUUAAACAUACAGCUACACCUUUUCUUGUGAAGUACUGUUAGUGUUCAAAAUGACGUCUGAACUGGACCAAGUACUGCAAGCCCGAUUCAAGCAGACAGAGGGGAGUGGCAGUGACGCAAACGGCUCCAAGCCGUCACAAGGCAAACUCUCUUCCACCACCAAACCAUCAACAGCUGGUAAGCCGUCAGUUGCUAAGCCAGUACCAGGAAAAAAACCAGGUCCGAAGCCACCACCACCAACUAAACCUACGCUUCCAGCCAAGAAGUUUAAUCCGAAGGUUGCCAGCAAAAUCAAUGCUUCUCUCGCUCACAAACCAAACAAACCCCCACCACUAACAGCAAAGCCGAAGCUACCUCCAUCAAAGCCUGCCUCAUCGAAAUCUGGAAAAAAGGAAGAGGUUAAACCGUCACCAGGAGCUGCUGCCCUUGCUACUUUGCUUCAAGCUACUAAGAAAGAUGUCACUGGAGUAUCAGUUUCAGACGAUGCCAAACAGCUUUUUAAGUCCCCAAAACUAUCCAGGCUUGAGAAAACGCGAAGUGUCGAAGUGUCAAAGCCACGAAGUGUUUCGGACCUAACAAACAGUACGGAGAGACCAUACAGUACUGCAUGUAGCAUCGAUGAAGACUUUCUGAGUCAAUCUCCACGCCAGAGAGCUUCUCCGGUCAUCUCUCCACGUUCAAGCCCCUCAAUUGGAAAGAGAAGAACAAUCAGUUUGAGUCCUGCAAAGUCCGUGGAUAGCCCUCUCACACAAAGUCCUUUACACACUGCCUCCAGCAGUCGAGAGAACUCGGUAGAACCAGAGUCGGACCAGUUCGACAAAGCUUCGUCUCUACCACGUGAAGCAUCGCUUUCAACAUCGCCCCAAGAGAAUGACUCAAUACCUACACCCUCACAGAACAGCAAUACACUGGGAAAUAGUUUGUCUGUUCAGAACCAGAAACUAAAAGCAAGAUCAACAUCUGAUUUGAGAAAAGUAAACAAGAGAGGACCACCUCCACCACCUUCUAGAAAACCUGACUCAAAGCCGAAAAUGAGUAGCUCCAAUAUUUCUCUGAAAGAACCCGAAAACAAUUUGGAAUCUAAAACACGCUCCAACUCUCUACCUAUAGAAAACCCUGAUAAUGGCAGCAAUAAACCACCUGUAAAUGCUGUAUCGUCAAGCUCACUGGAAAAUCGUAAACUGCCCCCACGACCACCACCCAAAAGACCGCCAAGCCCACUAGCACAAGUAGCCUCGGACGUUAAUCGUUCAACCUCACCACCUCAGCACCAAGCACAAUCACCACAAACUUCGCCAUCCUUGCUACACGGUGAGGAUUCUCCCACCCCCGGAUCACCUGCUACCGGGGUCAAAAUCCUCUCUGGUGGAAGCCCGACGAUCCGUGUGACAGCUUCUUCAAUUAGUGAAAACAGUUCCCAGAAGAGAGGGGCCAAAACAGACUCUGGGUUCGGCUCUGAGGCUCCGGAUGAGGUUUCAAUGGUUAAAGGAACGUCUGUGGAGAGUCUACCAGAGGAGGCUGUGCCUGGUCCUCCCUCCCCAGUCACAAUGGAGGGCAUGCCUGCUCCCCCCUCCCCCAUCGCUGCCGAGACAAUGGAGGGUCCCCCCUCCCCCGUUGCUGCUGAGACAAUGGAGGUUUGGGAUCAAGAGAGGCUGGAUAAAGCUCGCUCGAAGAGACACCACAUCGCUCUGGAGCUGCUCUCUACUGAAAAGACCUAUGUGGAGCGCAUUAGGUGUAUAGCGAUGGAUUUCCACGGGACAGUGACAGAGUUUAAUGUGAAGAACAAGCAGGCCAUACCCCAGUCCGCAGUGCAGCUCAUCUUUCUCAACAUACAACAGAUCUAUCAGCUCAACGAGAACAUUCUGACUGCGCUUCAGGAGAGGAUGGACAGCUGGGAGACCCACGAAGGCCUCGGUGAUGUCAUAGCUCGGCUGGCACCGUUCCUGAAACUAUAUGCCACGUACACAUCAGGGUUUGAGGACGCCAUGAAAACGCUGACAGAUUGGACUAAGAGAGACAAGAAGUUUGAUGCCCUCAUCAGAGACUUUGAGCAAAACACGUUGUCGACUGGCCUGGGUGUGGCCCAUUACAUGUUGGAGCCUGUGCAGAGGAUACCUCGUUACCGCCUGCUACUGGCCGACUAUCUCAAGUACCUCCCUCCAGACUCCCCAGACAGGCUGGACACCACAAAGGCUCUUGCAAUCAUUUCUGAUGCUGCUUAUCGCACCAAUGACAGAAUCAAGGAACUAGAAAACUCAAACGAGAUUCUUGCAAUCCAACGCUCACUGACGGACUUUGAGGGAAAUCUGGUGACCCCAUCUCGGGUGUUCCUCAAGAAGGGAGAGCUGCAGAAGUCCUCCAGGAAGACAGAGACACCAAGAAUGUUCUUUCUGUUCUCUGAUAUACUGCUGCACACAAAACCAUCUGGUACUGGCACUUAUGAGUUCAAGGAUGAGAUGCCAAUAUUUGGAAUGAGGGUUGAAGUCCCGAAAGUGUCACUGGUUCCCAGCUUCAAUGUGCACAGCACCAGCAGAGCACUCAUCUUAGUAGCCAGUUCUGAAGAAGAGAGAGUAGAGUGGAUGACUGCCCUAAAGAAGGUGAUUUCUGAUGAUAUGAAGAAGAGGAGCUCCUUAAGGAGGGAUAUUCUGCCAUCUCAGACGAGCAUUGACUCUGCCGGGGGUGAGUUUGGCACUUUACCCCCCAUCAUGGUACCAGACAAGAAUGUCACCAUGUGUCAGACCUGUAGCGCUGCCUUCACAUUCACGUUUAGGAGACAUCACUGCAGAGCGUGCGGCAAGGUGGUAUGUGGGAACUGUUCUCAAAAUAAAACAUACCUCUCCUAUAUGGACAAGGUAGAGAGAGUGUGCGAGCAGUGCUCCCUCAAGGCCAAGGGACUCACAGAAGAAAUUAAUGGCCAGAAUUCUCCUAUUGUACAAAAGAAAAUGAAAAUAGAACCUCUUCCAUCUGGAGUUCUUAAUUUAAAAGCUCUGGAGGAUGAUGCUGUGAUUGCUGCGUACGUUCUAUUUCAAGAUGGCCGCAACUGGAGGAAACUCUGGUAUCAGGUCAAGAAAGAUUUUGUCCUCUACAAGUUCAAAGCGCAUGAGGAUAUAAAGGCAAUUCAUUCCAUGCCAUUACCUGGCUAUGUAGUCACACCGGAUCGUGAGAACUCGUUAAUUAAUCUCACCCACCCGUCCUCAAAGAAACAACUUUGUGAGUGUUUUAAGGUGGAAGACCCUGUGGCUUUUGAGAGCUGGAUUGCCGUCCUGGGCAAAGUAGUGAGUAUGCAGCUACCCCAGUCAUCAAUCAUCAGCCCCACGUCAAACAGGAGUUCCCUCAUUGACAGUUUUGACUUCCCCUCCGGACCCAACAGUGUUCUCAAUAGUGGGGAGGACUGUAAUAGCACCAUAGGCUCUAGAACUGGUAGCUUUACUGAUUGCUGACCGUUUGUUCUUCAGUGUUUGAAAUGUAUCUUGCUGGUGAGGUAUGUAUUUUUGUUAUUUGUUUGGAAUCGUUGAAAUUUAAAUUCAGCGACUAAUGAAUGUAUGAAGUGUA